Molecule: messenger RNA, 4268 nt
Organism: Scleropages formosus (Asian bonytongue)
Lineage: Eukaryota; Metazoa; Chordata; Actinopteri; Osteoglossiformes; Osteoglossidae
Gene: trim3b
Product: tripartite motif containing 3b
Exons: 15
Coding region: 350-2665 (771 amino acids)
Biological process (GO): protein polyubiquitination; proteasome-mediated ubiquitin-dependent protein catabolic process
Molecular function (GO): protein binding; zinc ion binding; ubiquitin protein ligase activity
Source: RefSeq, a predicted model, not a curated record
AAUCGUGUGACUAACAGUGCUUAAUUUGUCAGAAUACAACAUUGUCACGCAGUGUUUUCCAUGUUUAGGUGGAGCACGUCCCUGCUGUGAAUGUCGAACAACAACUGGUGAACAGUGAAGUCGAAGCACGAACAGUCAAAAUGACUCGAAACUAGGCGGGGACAGGCAAAUCGGGUGGAGGAUAUGGAGCUGGAGCACAGGGAGUGAGCAGCGAAAGGAUUCUGUGGUGCUCUUCGGUCGCAGGGCCCUGAAACCUACGAGCAAGAAACAACAAUGGGGGAUUCCUGAAAGAUCACAAACACUUGUUGUGCUUGUUCCCUGGUGCUCAGACUCCUGGCUCUGGCCUUGAAUGCCCAUUGCCAUGGCCAAGCGUGAAAGUGGUAGUGCCAGCCCUGUGGUGCGGCAGAUAGACAAGCAAUUCCUAGUCUGCAGUAUCUGCCUGGAUCACUACCAUAAUCCAAAGGUCCUGCCUUGUCUGCACACCUUCUGCGAAAGGUGCCUGCAGAAUUACAUCCCUCCACAGUCCUUGACAUUAUCCUGCCCUGUAUGUCGGCAGACCUCCAUCCUACCUGAGAAAGGCGUAUCUGCCCUGCAGAACAAUUUCUUUAUCACUAACCUCAUGGAGGUACUUCAGAGGGACCCUGAAUGCACGCGUCCUGAGGCCUGCAGUGUCUUGGAGUCGGUCAGUGCUGCAGCUGCUGGCAAGCCUCUCUCGUGCCCCAAUCAUGAGGGAAAGGUGAUGGAGUUCUACUGUGAGUCCUGUGAGACAGCAAUGUGUUUGGACUGCACAGAGGGGGAGCACCGGGAACAUGUGACCGUCCCUUUGCGGGAUGUCCUAGAACAGCAUAAGGCUGCGCUCAAGAACCAACUGGAUGCCAUUCGCAGCAGGCUCCCUCAGCUAACGGCCGCCAUAGAACUGGUGAAUGAGAUCUCCAGACAGUUGACAGAGCGCAAGAAUGAAGCAGUGAGUGAAAUCGGCGCUACCUUUGAGGAACUUGAGCGGGCACUGCACCUACGCAAGUCUGCACUGAUCACUGACCUGGAGAAUAUCUGCAGUGCCAAGCAGAAGGUGCUGCAAGCCCAGCUGGCCUCACUGCUGCAAGGCAGGGAGCACAUCCAGAGCAGCUGCAGCUUCACGGAACAGGCGCUGAGCCAUGGCAGUGCAACUGAGGUCCUACUAGUUCGCAAGCAGAUGAGCGAACGGGUUGGGGCUCUGGCCAGGCAUGAGUUCCCUGAACAACCUCAUGAGAAUGCCCACCUGGACUGUGUGGUUGAGACUGAGGGCCUGCGUCGCUCCAUCCAGAACCUGGGUGUGUUGCUCACCACGGCUGCUGUGGGACACACCAGUGUGGCCACAGGCGAGGGGCUGCGUCAUGCACUGGUAGGCCAACCCUCCACCAUCACAGUCACCACCAAAGAUAAGGAUGGUGAGCUGGUGCGCACUGGAAACGCAGUGCUGCGGGCUGAGCUCACAGGACCAGAUGGUGCUCGUAUUGAGGCUGAGGUGACAGACAACAAGAAUGGCACCUAUGAUGUUGGUUACACACUGCGCUGUGAGGGCGAGUAUUCCUUCUCACUGCUCCUCUAUGGGCGGCCCGUACGAGGUAGCCCCUUCCGUCUGCGUGCCAUCAAGCCCUCUGAUGUGCCGCCAUCACCAGACGACGUGAAGCGUCGAGUGAAGUCGCCUAGCGGGAGUGGCAGCCAUGUGCGGCAGAAGGCUGUCCGUCGACCCUCCAGCAUGUACAGUACCAGUAAGAAGAAGGAAAACCCUAUUGAGGAUGAGCUCAUCUACAGAGUGGGCACUCGAGGGAGAGAGAAGGGAGAAUUCACCAACUUGCAGGGUAUUACAGCCUCAAGCAAUGGGAGGGUUAUCGUGGCUGACAGCAACAACCAGUGUAUCCAGGUGUUCUCCAAUGAUGGACAGUUUAAGCUGAGGUUUGGGGUCAGAGGUCGAUCUCCUGGGCAGCUUCAACGCCCCACAGGUGUCACUGUGGAUAUGAAUGGUGACAUCAUUGUGGCUGACUAUGAUAAUCGAUGGGUCAGCAUUUUCUCUCCUGAUGGGAAGUUCAAGAACAAAAUCGGAGCAGGUCGUCUCAUGGGCCCCAAAGGUGUGGCUGUAGACAGGAAUGGUCACAUUAUCAUUGUUGACAACAAAGCCUGCUGUGUCUUCAUCUUCCAGUCCAAUGGGAAGCUGGUGACAAAGUUUGGUGCCAGAGGGACUUCCGACAGGCAGUUUGCAGAAAAAAGUGGUGCAAACAUUGCACUGGAGCACAAGCUCGGUAAAUCUGGUCCCACAUUCAGUCCACACUUUGUUGCUGUGAAUAACAAGAAUGAAAUUGUGGUUACAGACUUUCACAAUCACUCUGUUAAGGUCUAUAGUGCUGAUGGUGAGUUCCUCUUCAAGUUUGGCUCCCACGGGGAGGGCAACGGGCAGUUCAAUGCCCCCACAGGUGUGGCCGUUGACACCAAUGGGAACAUCAUUGUGGCAGACUGGGGCAAUAGCCGAAUCCAGGUGUUUGACAGCUCUGGUUCCUUCUUGUCCUACAUCAACACCUCAGCAGACCCACUAUAUGGCCCCCAGGGGCUGGCGCUAACGUCUGAUGGCCACGUGGUAGUGGCAGACUCUGGGAACCACUGCUUCAAGGUCUACCGCUACCUGCAGUAGGAUGGGCCAUGCUAUGGAGAGCCGAGAUGUGGACGUGGUGCAUUUAUGCUUUGGUCCCUUUCCAUCUUCAUUAUUUCUUUGCACAUCAGUGAUGCAGAUCUACUGAAUUCCAGCCAGCACUCCAGUAAAGGAGACAACAUGGGAAAAGGAGAAAAGCAACAAAUCAACAUCCUUGUGCACUGUCAGUUUUUGGCUUGCUGUAUGUAAGAAGGAGACAGCUCAAGGACACUAAAAUAAAAACAAAAUUCAUGUAACUGUGCAUCAACACCACUGGGCUGGAAACGACAGAAUGUGUAUAAAAUGAACCACACCUGUCAAGUGUGAAACGAGGAGAGAAAGCACACUGGACAUUACUGGGUGGCAGUUGUCUUCAGAUGCAUGAUGUUGUAGCUUAUUGGAACAAUCCUGUUGAGAACAUGUGCUGUUUUUUGGUUGCUUUUCCAGGUUGUGAAAACUUGUUGCCCUGGACUGUGAGUGCAGCUUUUGGACAGAAUCCCCAUUUCUCAGCCUUUCCUCUAUGACAGCACAUGUGAGUCAGCCUUUGCAAUAGUCCAUGAUUCUACACGACCAUAUCACCAUCUGUGCAUUUUAUUCUGUUGUAUAUUUAUAUUUAUAUACAUGUACAUGUGGUUGUAUGCUCACACACAAGCACAAAUAAGUAUGUAUGUAUACAUUGGUUUUUGGUAUAUAUCCAUACAUAUUUAAUGAGUCCCCUGUAAAAGUAAGUGGUGACUGAAGGUUCAAGCACGCCAUUGAGUUCAGUGUUUUGAUUGUCUAGUUGAUAAGCAUUAAAGCACACAUACCCAAGUGGGGCGAAUAUCAAGUGAUUCUAAGGGUUUUGGUGCUGAACUGACCAGCCCUGGUGUUCCAGAACAGGUGUUUGUAGUACUGUAUUUAUUCUGAACUGCAGCAACACAGUUGCUCACAUUUUUGCUUAUGCUCUUUUAAAUGAAUAAGAUUAUUAAAUCAGUUUACUUAUUCUUAAUUUAUUUUCUUUUUUUACAUGAUUUUACCUUUUACAAAUUAUUUUUCUAAAUUGAGACAUUAGAUCUUAUCUGCCAAAUAUCAAGCCCAUGCCUUGACACAAUCCAGCAUUCAAGGUCAUGAACUCUGCCUAAUGAACCCACCCUUUGUGCUUAUCUAUUUCCAUACUUAAAAGUGGAAUUCAUGGCAGAUGCUGUCCCAUUAAUUUGCCAGUUUUUAAUGGGUAACUAUGAUGUUGAAUAUAAUAUAAAAUAAUUACUGUGGAAAUGUGUAAUAUCUAUAUACCCAAUUGGUUAUGUAAAUACUAUCAUACUGUAUAUCUAUAGAAUAUCAUUGUAAUUAAUGCAGUAAGGACAUUGUUGCCAUCAGUUCAACAGUAUUUAUGUUUGUUGCUCAUUUGCAUGUGUUGAAGAAUUGUUUUGUGUUCACGGCCCAGCAGUUUCCAGGAUUGUUAAAAACCUCUUUUAAUAUCUUGUUUCUAACAAAUACCCCCUAUUUUUUUCUGUCCAAUGGAAACUGAGUGUCCACAUAAUAUAAGGUAUCCUGUAUCUACAACACUAUCAUGACAUUUUGUAUUAGAUUUUGUUUGGCUAUAGGUUUCAGAAGGAUGGAAAAAAAU